UGCGUGCUUUUUAGCAUGUAAUGUUUAAUAUGAUUUUAUGUUUGGGGUGGAAUUUUGAGGAUAACUCCAAGGCAUUUUUUUUCUCUCCAUAAAGCUAAUCCCUUCUUCAGAGCACAGCUCAUUUUCAAGUGGCUGCUGUGGCUCUCCCCCACCCCUUCAGUGCGACAGCCUCAGAGCCCGUGGAGAGGCAGAGCGCAGGCAGCUGGAUAAAUUCGCAGACGUGGAAUUCCUGGAUCAAAUGGUCACCAAUUGUUUCAGCAUCAUUUAUUGAAUAAUCCACCUUCCUCCACUGAUUUGAAAUGACAAGAACUGUGCUCCCGCUAGAUAGGGGGUAGCUUUCCCCAGGUACUCGGAGCAUUAAAGCUGUCUGGAUUCCUGGAAUUUUCUAGAAUGGUGUAAGAGGGAAAUGAGGAGGAUGAAGAUGGAGAGUCAGUAGGAACGGGGAAGAGGGCUUCUUGCCAUGGAACAUUUGCCACCUAGUGACCAUUCUGAGUGGUGAUACUUGUUCUCGUCUUCUCAGCCUGGCAGCCUGCCCUUGACUCCUGAGUUCUGUGAGCCCUUCAAAACUGCAAGUCAUUCUCAAAAGAAAUUUGGGUUUACCUAGUGUGCACCUUUGAGAGUUUGGGAACAGUAUGCAAAUUCAAGUUACCCUCAUGUUUUCUCGCUAUCUGGUUUCUCUGCCUAUCGUUCCCUCUGCGCAUGUGUAGUCAUACAAAACAAUUUUUGGCCUUGUUAUUUGUCCUGUGAAUGUUGGCAUUUGCUUCUUAUACAGUAGAAAUUAGCGUUGUAUAUUUGUCAGUGAUAUAAAACUUUCAAUAACUGUAAGUCUAUAUAAGUUGGGUAAGAAUAUCAUCCAAGCAAAGAAAAGAACCAAGAAGGUAGAUGAUAGAAAUGCAAGAGAAGAGGAGAGGACAAGAAAGGUGGUGUCUCUAGCAAACAGAAUGAGGGGUCCUGAAAUGCUUGCUAAUGGGGAAACCAAGACCUCUGCGGGGCAUUUAUUUUGGUAUUAAUGAGUCAGUCAAGAAAAAUAAGAAAGCUAUUAGGGUCAGUGUGCCAAGGGGCACACUAGAAUCAUUAAGAAAAAUCAUACAUAACUCCAAAUGCCAAAAUAGAGAAAAUGAAAAGAGAUUUGUGUUUGUGGCUUCUAAAACAGAGAAGGCUGAAUGGGCCUCUUUGCCUCAUCUGCCAGCGAGCCUAGCAAAAAAUGCAAAUUUAAAUUUUGAUCGGGAUGGAAAAUUGUAACAUUCAUCGUGAGUAACGCGUGGUUGGACAGGUUUAAGAAACACCAGGGUGUGUAUGAAAAGAAGUGGCUGGCAGAGGAAGCCGACCGUGAAGCUGCCGCGGACUGUCCUGGAUACCCGAAGAAACUGAUGGAGAAAAAUCGCUAUUUGCCUGAAGAGGUCUUCAGUGCUGAUGAAACAGUCCUGUUCUAGAAGCGCAUGGCUACUUGCACAUUUAUUGCGAAGGAUGAGAAAAAGACCUGAGGCUUCGAGCCUGGAAAAGAUAAGCUCAAAGUUCUGCUUUGUUCCAGUGCUUCUGGUGACUUUCUGAUUAAACCGCUGUUGCUUCACAGAUUCCACAUUUCUUGCCCUCUUAAAAGAAAUUGCCAGAAACACUUUUCUGUGUACAUGAAGGGAAACCAUAAAAUAUGGAUCACUGAGAAAUUCCUGUUGGACUGGCUUUUGAAGUGUUUUGUUCCUGAGGUUAAACAGUAUUUAAACCCAAAACAUCUUGAAUUCGAGGUGUAACUGAUUCUGGACACGGCUCCCACUGACAAAAGCAUGAUCCUUGUAUUAAAGGCAGCUGUAUUCCCCCCAGUACAUCUCCACUCUUUCCACCCUUGCACCUGGGAGUGUAUUUGAUUGACUACCUGGCAAAUCUUACGAGAGAGACACCAGAAAUUACCGUGGAAAUAGCUUGGUAAAAUUUCUCCAUUUGUAACACUUUGAUACUAGUAGGAGAAUCAGUGAGAGAGAGAAAAUGAUCAACCCUUAACGGAGACUGGCAGCAACUUUGGAAUGAAGUUGUAAGUGAUUCUGAAGCUUUCCUUCCAGUGCCUGAAGAAAUUGAAAUUUUGGUAGCAUCUGCAGAACAUACGGGUGGUGACGGAUUCGAAGACAGUGAAUUAAGUGACGUUGCUGAACUGUUAGAUUCUCACCCUCAGAAGAUGGUUGAGAAAUAUUUCAGAGAUGGGAUCCCAUCAAAAGUUGAUGAAAGAUGUCAGCGUAGAUUACCUUCUAGAACUCAAAGAAUGUGGAAGCACCCACUCCGCAAAUCAAAUUGUCAUGGUGAUUCACAGGAAAGAGAUCCUUCGCUGGAAUAUUUAUUGACCUACAGGCAAGGCUCAAAUGAUUACUCACAACCUUAUAAAGCAGUAAUAAGAAACCUCCAAACAAAGGCCAGUAAGUGUUUUCUCUGCUUGCCUCAACAGGGAGAAGAGGCUGUACUACCGGGCUGUGUCACUCAAGCCCUUGCCCAAAAAAGCAGGCACAAGGGCCUCACACUGAUGCUUGAACCUGGGGAUUCAGACUCUGGCAGCUCUGAUGAUGAGUGAUGAUCCGUGUGCCGAAGAAUGAGAGUGAAGCAGGACACUGAGUUUACUCAGAUCCAGACAAAACCCUGUCACUGCUGUGAUGAUCAGCAUUUUCACUGAUGCAUGAUGUUUCUCACUUUGAGAUCAGAGAGAAAUAGAAAUUAAUUGCCCUGUCAUCACUAUGACUAAUGUAAAAUUAGUAAAAUGCCACCCGAAGUCACUUGACGUAGUGUUUUAUUUCAAUGAACUAACCAAUUGCCUGAGCUUUCAUAAUUAUUCCCUGCCCUGCCCCAGUUUCCCCCUAAACUCUUCAAUUCCUCCAACACACAUUCCCCUGGAAUGAGGGUUUCAGGAACUUGACUCUAGGACCUAAGGAGGGGGCUACUCUACUUGAUCGUAAAAUUUGAUUUUUGUACUCUUAAUCCUGAAGUUUAUAUUUUAUUCUGUUUAAGCUUAAGUUGCUCUCUCAACAGAAAGGAUCUAAAUCUUCUCCUUUUAAUUAGCCUGGUGCAAUUUAAUUUGUUUUCCAGCAACAGUAUAAGGUCCUGAAAGGCAUGGUUGGUCCCGGAAGGCAGUGCCUUUAUAAUGGGUUCCUGGAUUUACUUUGGUACCUAAUCAAGGAGGAGAAGCUGCUAGAGUUCAUUUCCAUCCAUCUUUUCUGUUGUCAUAUCUGGUCUUUCUGGUGAUUUGAAUGGUUGAAUAUUUUCCAGGAAAGGAAUAUGGAAACUUUGUCUUCCCUAAAGAUGGUAGAAACCCAAUAAUUUUCCCCCCAGCAUGGUGGUCUGGAAUGAUAGGGUACCUGUAUCUGAGUUUGAAGUGAUCAGAGUAAAGGAAAAAAAUACAAAAGUUAAGAGGGCUUGUGUGCGUAGUUACAGUGGAGAUUGCGUUCUUGAGCAUAUGUUCAAAAGAGGCACAUCAGAGUUGAAAACCCAUUACAGGUGAUAGGGAUCUAGUGACUUCACCACGGUGCCAGGGGAGCUUACAUUCCUCUCUAAGCCACAGCAGUUUUCAACACUGACUGCCCAUCAAAAUCAUUAUGGGGAGCUUCAGAAAAUACAGGUUACUGGGACCUGCCCUGGACAUGUUGAAUUAGGGAUGAGGCCUGUUGGGUCGGUCGCUGUUUCUUUUGAAAGCUCCUCAAGUGAUUUUUUUUUUUUUAAAUACAGCCUUGGCUGCAAACCCCUGCUCUAUGUCUCAACAUAAUUAUGGUAGACAAUGUAAUCCUAAUGGUUGUGGGCCUAAGGGCUAGGAGAUGUUAAUUCCAGGUUUCCGCUCUGCCACUCGCACAAUGGAUGGAAUUAUUCAAAUCACCCUACUUUUUAUCUGUCAAAUGAGAGAAGAGGCCCACUUGGUGUCGGAUAUCCUUCUAUCUCUGGCAUCGUUACCUUGAGAAAAAGGUGCAUCAACCUCAUUGGUUGAUUUUGAGAGUUCUAAGCCUUUUCACAGAGACCAAAGUAAGUAGUAGUAUUACUGUAUUGCAUUCUUACUAUUUUCAAAAUUGUUGUUGCGGUUCAAGCUCUACCAUGUUUUAAUCCCUCUCGGAAAAGAGAGUUAGGCAUUGAUGCCAUAGAAAAGAGGGAAACUGGAGUUCCCGUCAUGGCUCGAUGGUUAAUGAAUCCGACUAGGAACCAUGAGGUUGCAGGUUCCAUCCCUGGCCUCGCUCAAUGGAUUAAGGAUCCGGCAUUGCCAUGAGCUCCGAUUAGACUCCUAGCCUAGGAACCUCCAUAUGCCAUGGGUGUAGCCCUAGAAAAGGCAAAAAGACAAAACAAAAGAAAGAAAGAAAAAAGGGAAAACAAUAUAUCAAGUCCCUGAAAGGAAAGAUAGAGAGUACUUCCUGUGAGGUUUUUGUGUGUUUUCUUUCAAUGUGAUAUUGCUCUUUUUCUUCUGAGUUAUAGAGUCUGCAUUAGGUAUAGAAUGCAUAGAUAUUGAGUAAAGCACUUUAACAUUUGUAUCUAUUUUUUCAUAAACCAAAGCAGAGAACUCUGUGUUACUGUUUCAAGGUUCCAUGCAUAAUUGGUGUACUCUUAAUCAUACCUCAAGGUAAAUAUUUUUAAGUUAAUGAUGGUUUUACCAGCAUAAUCAGUACUUCUGUAUGCCUUUAAAGAAUGUGGUUUCCUGAUAAUUUUACCAUUUAUUGAGGUUAUUGUUUUGGUAACUUCUUCUGUCUUAAUUUGACCAGGAUUAGGGAAAUCACAUUUUAAAUUUAAUAGCAUCAACCAGGAACUGUUAAUAUAAAGUAAUACAAUGGGAAACUGACUAUUGUAUGAUUUUGGUUGUGGUAGGAAUGCCUAGACUUUGGCCUGAUAUAUGGAAACCUUUGUUUAGGGCCUAGGCCAUUCGAAAUAAAAUAUUGGGAUAAAUCUAAUUCUUAUUUAAGGCAAUAUUCAGUUACAAUAAUCUAAGAUGUAUCCUUGAUGAGAGUAAAAGAACAUUUUAAUAUGGUCGAGUUUAACAAGUCACCGAACCUAGAGGAGGAUGUGAAAGUUGGUGUAAGCUAAGUAGCAGAAAUGGAAGUUAAUAACCAUAGUACCAUGUACAAAGGUUUUUCUUUUUCCUUUUUAAAGUUAAGAAUAGUCUGCAAAAUUGAAAAACUGAAAUUUCUUUUAGUAUAUUUUAUACACAAUUUGAGUGGAAAGAAUCUCUGUGGUCAAAUGGUUCAGGUAAACUCUUGUAUCACUAUUAUGAAGUGCAGAGAAAUUUCCUCCUUUAUAGACGUAUUUAACACUGAGCAAAAGGAAAAAAGGGUAGAAAGGACAGCCCAGGUUGCUGAAAUUUGUAGAAAAUAUUAGAAAACUGGCAUUACAUUUAAAAAGAGCUUUUGUUUGCUUAAAAUCUUUUAGGAUCAAAAUGCAGAGAUGGCUUUUUAAACUACACAUUUGGAUUACAUAGCUGCUGGCUCCUGAAUGCUAAUAAAGGGCUUCUACAGCGCGUAUGGUCUAAAACCCUGCCUGGACCAUGUCUGUGUUGUGAAAGACAUUUCUCACUGAACUUUACAUAGUUUUAGUACCUUUCAGUGGCUUUUCAUGUCAGUUGUUAUGGUUGUUUUUCUAUGAAUUCAGAAAUAAACAUGGCGUGCUAUGAACAGAGUGUAUAUCUUCUCGGGAACCAUACAGUCAAAUAGAAAAUGGGUGAAAGGAUAGUAGUGCAAUUCAUUAGCAUGAAUAACCAAUAUUGAAAAACUAAACAUGAAUCUGUUGUGCUGGAGACAUUGCAUUUCAUCUUUCUUGCAUCACUCCUUAAAGCCAAGGACAUAAUUAACACAUCACUGCAAACACGUAGAGUCUGCUCUUGAUGAACUGGCAAUGGUACGAUGAGUGCCCUAAUGACAAGAACAUGGGGCUUUGAGUGAGGGCUUUGCUACUGGCUUCUUGUUUGCCCUGGGCUGGAAACUCCCUCUCUUUGGGUGAGUGGUACUUAGCCCUGGCAGUAUAACCCUUGGUCUCCUGGGAUGUGAGAAGCCAGCAUGAGGCCUAGGCUUUGGAAUCGGGCAGACCUGCCCUGCCUGGUUUCAAUCCUCCCCCUGCCAAUUACCAGCUAUAUAAUCGUGGCCAUGUUUGUUUUUAACCAUUUCGAACUUGGGUUUCUCAUCUGUAAAACAGGGCUGAAGAUACUUGCAUUAUGGGAUUGCUAUGAGAUUGUAUGAAAUGUUUAGUACAGUGCCUGGCACAUAGUAAAGUGCUCAGUAAAUUGUUGCUAUUGUUAUUAUUAUAACAUGAACAAGCAUGCUAGAAGUAGAAUAUGACAGUUUGCUCCCGUCUUUGCAGAAUUUUAAUAUUUUGAUAUUUUAUCUCAUUUCCCUCAAGAUAAGUUAUGCACGAUGGUUUCAAGAAGAGAGAAAGAAUAAAAAAUGAUGUUAAAUGUUUUUCUUUGUUUGCUUAUGAGUGAUACCAAAAACAGUAAUUCCUUCACCCAUGUUACUUGACCUGUACUUCCUUGACCUGGAGUGAUUUUAUAUUUAUAAUGUGGUUAUCAUUGCAUGAUAUUUAUCUAUGUAGCCACGAGAGGUAAGGACUUUUUCACACAGAUGUAGUCCUAUUCUUUAGAAAACGAUCCAUCCACUUGGUUCCACUCUUAAGAUAAUUAAGUUGCUCUGUGCUAAGGGGAGCCAAAGAUAAAGCUAUAUAGGACCUACUUUGCUUAAACCAUAAAGUUAUUAGCUCAGCUUCUUUUGAGAGAAAUUGGAUGUGUCAGUAAUCUUCCUAGGUGAGGACAAGACUAUUUCUCAUAACUAGCUUCUGAACUUCUCAAAUUUCAUGUAUGCUGCGACGGCAUUCAAGAAGUUUGAAAUAGUGGUAUUCAGAAGGCUGAGUAUUCAUCAUAACUCUAGCGCUGUAUCUGCUGAGCAAGAGAAGUGCACCACCUUAAUUUCACUGUAGUGGCCUCAUAAUUCACAUCCUAGUCCUUUAAGUGUUUUAACUUGCAGUCUCUGGUGUUCUGGUAUAUAUCUGGUAGUCUUUGGCAUUCAGUAUCUUGCCGCUUGACUAACUUUCCUUGUGCACAGUUCUGAUUCUGGCACGUCCUUGUUCAAAAAUCAUCAGUGGCUGUCCCUUGUGUAUAUAUUCCACUACUUAACCUUUAAAUCCAGGCCCAACCCCAGCAUACCUUGACCAGUUUUACCUGCCAGUGUUCUCUUUUAUGCAAUAUAUGUGACAGUGCCUGUCUUUCUUAGCACUAAAGAUCUUCAGCCCAUAGCUCAAUCUUGAUCUCUUAAGCUUGUCACUUAGUCUCUGAUGGCUAAGAUCAGAAAUCACCUGGAGCCAGAGUGUCUGAGAUGAGCCUAGCAAGCUGUCGUCACCUUCCUGUUCUCCAUCAUUGCAAAGAUCUGGAGUUGGCUCUUGAUUAAUUGGCAGUGGUAUGAGUUCCAUAAUGACAAGAACAUGAGACUUAGAGUGAGGGCUUUGCUACUGGCUUCUUGUCUGCCCUGGGCAGAGAACUCUCUCUCUUUGGGUGAGCGAUGCUUAGUCUUGGCAGGAUAACUCCAGUCUGUAGGGGUGAGUUUCUUGAAUUUUCAUUUUAAGCUUCCAACCUACUAAAUGAGGGCAUCCUCACUGAACCUUAUCCCCCUGGGCUGGGGCCUUGAAUGCUACCCACUUAAUUUGGGGUCUGAAUACAAAUCUCCUAUAUAAUUGAUUGGAGAGCUAAACUCCAUUCUUAGGUUCUUGCCAGUUUCAUGUCCUGAAUAUCAUCACAUACGUAAGUAUCUUUAUUUACUAUUGGGCUUCAAGUUGCUCUAUCCAUUCUUUUGCAUGUGAAUGCUCGCCUGGAAUGUACUUAAGUUUACCAUGCUCUAGAUUUGGCAUCUAGAGCUGCGCCUGACAAACUAAGACUCUUGGGCCAAACUGACUUCCGUAUUAUCUAUGGCUGCACUACAGUUGUAGAAUUGAGUAGUUGCAACAGAGACUGUAUGGCCUGACAAACUUUAAAUAUUUACUACCUGAUCCUUUACAGAAAACUUCUGCUGACCUCCCCCCCCCAUCUAAAGCCAAGUUGUUUUCCUGGCUAUGUCAUUUCUUAAUUCUUUGAUAAUUCCUCAUUCCCAUGCUGUUAAUCAAUACAUACCCGGAAUUCCAGUUCAUUGAGACUAUGAAGUAGGUUCCAACCCACCGAAGCUACUUACUUUCAAUUGAAUUUUCUUGCUUCCUCUUUGUCAUAUUCCUAAAAAGUCCUUUCCCUGUGUUCUACUUUUAGUGAAAGAGAUGCCAUAGUCAUAAAGACUAUUAGAGUAGUCUUAUGAUAUGUCUUUUAAUGUCACAUUAGGUCCUAAUAUGAAAGUCUUUUAACAUUUCCAGUAUUUUUCAACAUGACCUUCCAAUAGCUCUAAGAUUAGGCCUUUGAAUUCUUUAGUGUCUCUGUCAUCAGGUUGUCUGAGCUCUAUAUUUUCUGACAUAUCCAAUUGCCAUCUCUUCUAAAUGUUACAAUAUCUAUGUCUUUUACUCUCUGGCUUGCAGCAUGUCCAUUGCCAGUGUUUUCUAAUCGCCUCAAUAUUGGGGGUAAUUAAAAGUCUAGGUCUUCUUAUAUCUCCCCAAAUCAAUCAAUCAAGUCCCCAGUCUUGUUUUUCAGAGUCCAAAGUUAUAACUUCCAAUUUGUCUAUGUCCCAAUCCUCCAGUGUAUCCUAGAUACAGGUCUUCUGGAGUCCCUGUAUUUCAUUGUGUCCAAGUCUAGCUCUUCUAAUAUCUUACAGCACAUAGAUAGUUCAGUUCCUACAACUUACAGUGUCUCCUAAAUCCUCAUUUACAAUGUUUUGUCAUUAGAAGUUCCUGUGAUGCCCAAGUCUUUCAAUAUCUCUAAGAACUUGGUCUUCUAACAUUCAACAUCCCCAAUGUCUCAAUAGCUAUGUCUCUUAAUAUCCUGAUCUUUUAAUUUUCAGGGCUGUCAACAUCCUUGACUUCCAGAAACAAGAAAAUUACAUCUUCUAAAAACUCUUUUUAACAUGAAAAUAUCAAUAUCCAGGUUUUCCAGUGUCUCCCAAUAUACAGGGCUUCUGAUUUUAAGGUUUCUAAAUGUUUCGAUCGUCUCUUGUUCAUAUCUUCCAAUAUUUAGGGCUUUUAAGGUAAAGGACUUGCAGUGUCUCUAGUGUUCAGGACCUCCAGCACCCAAGCCUUUCAAUAUCCAUUAAUUUUGACACCCAGGGCCCCCAAAGUCUCCAGUGUGUAGAAUAUCAAAUGUCCUCAAAAUCUAGGGCUUCCACUGUCUCCAACAUCCUGUGCUUCCAAUGUCUCCAAUAUCCAGGGUUUCUGAUGGCGCCAGUGUCAAGGUCUUCCAGUGACUCCAGGUCUUCCAGCAAUUCCAAGUCUUCCAACAACAUCAAGGUCUUCCAGCUAACCCAGUCUUCCAGAAAUCUAUGUCUUCCGGACAAUCCAUGUCUUCCAGGAAAUCCAGUCUUCCAGCAAUUAUAUGUCUUCCACAAAAUCCAUAGCUUCCAGGAAAAUCCACGUCUUCCAGAAAAUCCAUGUCUUCCAACAAUUUCAAGGUCUUCCAGCCAAUCCACGUCUUCCAGAAAAAUCUAUGUCUUCCGCCAAAUCUAAGUCUUCCAGCUAAUUUACGUCUUCCAGAAAAAUCCAAGUCUUCCAGCCAAUCUCUGUCUUCCAGAAAGAAAUCCAGGUCUUCCACUCAGUCCAUGUCUUCCGGAGAAAUCUGUGUCUUCCAGAAAAAUCCAGGUCUUCCAACCAACCCACGUCUUCCAUCAAAUCCAGUCUUCCAGUGCAUUUAUGUCUUCCAGACAAAAAUCUAUGUCUUCCACUGAAUCCAGGUCUUCCGGUAAAUCUACGUCUUCCAGAAAAUUCAUGUCUUCCACUAAAUUCAGGUCUUCCAGCAAAUUUAUGUCUUCCUAGAGAUUGUCUUCCAGAAAAAUUCAUGUCUUCCAGCAAAUCUGUGUCUUCCAAAUAAUCCAGGUCUUCCGGACAAUUCGGGUCUUCCUGAAAAUCCAUGUCUUCCAGAAAAGCCAUGUCUUCCAGGAAAUCCAUGUCUUCCAAUGACCUCCAAGUCUUCCAGAAAAUCCAUGUCUUCCAUCAAAUUCACGUCUUCCAUCAAACCCACGUCUUCCAGAAAAUCCACGUCUUCCAUCAAAUCCAUGUCUUCCAGAAAAUCCACGUCUUCCAAGAAAUACGUCUUCCAUCAAAUUCAUGUCUUCCAGCCUACCCAUGUCUUCCAGAAGAUCCAAGUCUUCCAACAAAGUCACGUCUUCCAAAAAAUCCAUGUCUUCCAACAAAGGUGCAUCUUCCAGAAAAUCCAUGUCUUCCAACAAACCUGUGUCUUCCAGAAAAUCCAUGUCUUCCCACAAAACCAUGUCUUCCAGAAAAUCCACGUCUUCCAAGAAGGGUGCGUCUUCCGGAAAAUCCACGUCUUCCAACAAAGGGUGCGUCUUCCGGAAAAUCCACGUCUUCCAACAAAGGGUGCGUCUUCCGGAAAAUCCACGUCUUCCAACAAAGGGUGCGUCUUCCGGAAAAUCCACGUCUUCCAACAAAGGGUGCGUCUUCCGGAAAAUCCACGUCUUCCAACAAAGGGUGCGUCUUCCGGAAAAUCCACGUCUUCCAACAAGGUGCGUCUUCCAACAAAGGGUGCGUCUUCCAGAAAAUCCAUGUCUUCCAACAGUGCCAUGUCUUCCAGAAAAUCCAUGUCUUCCUACACCUCCAGGUCUUCCAGCAUCUCCAGGGCUUCCAGCAUCUGCUCGUCUUCCAGCAUCUCCUCGUCUUCCAGCAUCUCCUCGUCUUCCAGCAUCUCCACGUCUUCCAGCAUCUUCAUGUCUUCCAACAACAACUCAGUCUUCCAAAAGUAGGCUCAAUAUCCACGUCUUCCAAUGUCUCCAGUGUACUGGUCUUCUAACAUUCAGGUCUUCUGGUGUCUACGAUAUCCAGGUCCCCAGUGCCACAGGCCCCUAACAGGAAGGCAGGGCUGGACUCUUGGCCCAGAUUGGGGGCAGUGAUGACAGGAGCAAAAGCAACAAUAGUGAUGGCAGUGGCUGUGGAUCAGGAGGAGAGAUUGGACUGCACAUGGGGCCUGUGGGAUCCCAUCUCCCACCAUCCUGCUUGCACUUCUACCUGCUGCCUCCAACAAGAGUCAUCAUGCCCCACUCUCCAAAGCGUCCACGCCUCACAUUUGAGCCAGGCUUUCAGACCCUAAGUGAGAUAGAGAGCUUGCUGGUAACACAGAUUCCCACAGCUGAGGAGGAAGAUACCACCUCCAUUUCCUCUUGCUCUUUCACCUUCUCUUACCCCUCCACCUCCCCCCCUUCCUCUCCUCUGAUCCCGGGCAUGCUAGAGGAGAAGCAGGAGCAAGAGGAACAGGAACAGCAGGAGGAACAGGAGCCGGAGCAGGAGCCUGCCACUGUGAUGCUGGGUCCUCCCCAGAGUCCCCAGAACUCCUCCUCCACAUCAUGGAGCACAUCAGAUGGAGGUUGGAGCAGCCAAGAAGAGAAGGACACAUACUUUGUUCAGGCCUCAGCAGGCACCGAAUCCUUGCCCAGAGAUCUGCUAGAUGGGAAGGUGGCUGAUUUGGUGCAUUUCAUGAUCCUUAAGUAUCGACUGAAGGAGCCCAUCACAAAGGCAGAAAUGCUAAAGGUUGUCAUAAAGAGGUACAAAAGCCAAUUCCCCAUGAUCUUCAAGAAAGCUUCUAAGUGCCUAGAGGUGAUCUCUGGCAUUGAUGUGAAGGAAGUGGACCCCCAAAUCCACUCCUAUGUCCUUGUCAACUCGCUAGACCUCACCCAUGAUGAGAUGCUUAGUGAUGACCAGAGCAUGCCUAAAAAUGGUCUCCUGAUAAUUAUCCUGGGUGUAAUCUUCAUAGAGGGCAACUGUGCUCCCGAGGAAAGCAUCUGGGAUUUCUUGAAUAUAAUAGGAGUGUAUGCUGGAAGAGAGCACUUCAUUUAUGGGGAGCCCAGGAAACUCAUCACCAGAGAUUGGGUGCAGGAGAAUUAUCUGGAGUACCGGAAGGUGCCUAAUAGUGAUCCUCCACUGUACGAAUUCCUGUGGGGUAAAAGGGCCCAUGCUGAAACCAGCAAGGUGAAAGUUAUGGAAUUUUUGGCCAAGAUCAAAGGGACUGACCCUAUUUCCUUCUCAUUCUGGUAUGAGGUGGCUUUAAGAGAUGAGGAAGAGAGAACUGGGGCCAUAAAUGGCCACGUAGAUAGUAAUACUGGCAUGUUCAUUGUGCAGCAUUGCUCAGCAGCUUCUCCCCAACCGAAGAAUGAGCCUAAAUCUUCACUCUGUGUUUGGAGAAGGCAGUCAGGGUUCUAAGUAGAGGAGGGUCAGGGUGAGGCUGGGAAGAAUACUCUGCUACAACUUCGAGUUCUGUUCUGUAUGGGCGACUUGAAAGUUUAUUUUUUGAUAUUUUUCAAAUGCUCUUCCUUUUAAUAGGCUUAUUAGCUUUAUAAUAUGUUGAUGAAUGAUAUUGGUCACUCACUUAUUGCUAAAUAUUUAUAAGAUUUAAGAAUAAGAAUUUUGAUGGUUUGCAAAACAUAUUGGGAGACCUUCCGUCUUAUUUGGUGAUCUGGAAAAAAGAUAACAUGACAUUGGUGUAGGAAUUUCCUUGGAAAUGUGAAAGAAUUCAGCAGACCAUACAGAAAAAUAUGUAAAAGGUGGUUCAUUUUUGGAUUCCCUUAACCACUUUAGUCUCUUGUUCUGUAAAAAUAAAAAUAUACAUACCUGGAUUUACUUGGUUUAUUCAAGGAAGUAAGAGUAAUCUAAACAAACCCUAAUUUUUGGAUUCCCAUAACCACCUUAAUGAAUUGUUCUGUAAUGUUAAAAUAUAUACCUGGACUUGCCUGGCUUAUUCAAGAAAGUAGGAGUAAUCUUAACAAAUCUUAAUAAAUAAAAGACUCUGCUCACUGACUCAUUUAUUCAUCAAGUAUUAAUUGGAUAUUUUCUCUUUGGAAAGCACUAUGUUAAUAGUGGAAAUUCUAAGAUAAGCAAGACACACCCAUACCCAUUGACGGGUAGAGGUUAGAAGCAGCGGUCAUAUCAAGAAGAUGGUGAGAAGUCCUCCAUUACCUUAAGAACAAGUAACAAAAGAGUGAUGAGGUGAAACUCCAGAUGUGAGCAGUCAAGUAGAAAUGCCCUGAGCUAGCGCAGUUUGGGGCUUUGGGAAACUGCAACUCCUUCUAGGGGAGUUGAUUAUAGUUAAGCUUUGGUUGGUGGCAGGGGCCAGAAUUUGUGUUUUAGAGGUGAGAAAAGAACCUGGAAUAGAAAAUUGCUUAGUAGUUACUUUUUGAUAAGGAAAAGCCAGAGGGAAAUCUCCACCUGGGGCGGAUAUGAAAGGUGCCCUGAGCUCUUGUCCCAGUGCAGUUAGUACCGUGCAUGAAGGUGUUCUAUGCAUAUUAUCUGCAGUGACUUUUUGAGAGUAAGGUAAUACUCUCUUGAGGUGGUACCCAGAAGCUACUAGGCUGGCUUCUCCCUGGCUUAAGAGAGCCAGAGCCUGCUCUGUUAAAAUCAUAUUAAAGGUAGGUUAUCUUGAGUAUAAUUAGGCCAAAUCUAAGCAAGGUCUAGGCUUUGGUGACAGUGAAAUGAAUGAAAAUAGUGUUUUGGAUGGAUGAGUGGCUGGAAGGGAAGAAAGGAGUUAGUCUUUGAUUUAAAUUCUAGGAGCUUUAAGUUAUAUCAACUGGAGAAGACUAACUGAUAUCCCCAAAUUAGCAUAUCUUCUUAAGAGGAAAAAUUUAACGAAUUUUGUGAGGCAGCAUUUUUGCCCAAUUUGACUGAGCUGUGUAUUAUUUGAGACGUCCAAGAUUAAAACAAAAUCCCAGAGGGGAGGGCAGUAAAGUCUGGGAACAAAAUAAUAUUAGAAAUAGCUGCCAUUCAUUAAAGAUCUAAUAAAUCCCAGGCACUGUGCCAGAUGCUUUUCUUUAUGUACAUUCCAGUAGCCCUACAAAACAGGGCUUAUCAAACUCACUUUACAGAGGAUGAAUCUGAGGUUCAUGGUGCUUGUAAUUUCCCCAAGAUUAUGUUGCUAGUAAGUGACGGAGCUGAGACUAGACUAUGGUUCUGAAUUCAGCUAGGGCUCAUGUUGUUCCCACGCCUCUUAGUCUGAGGCAGGUCUGUCCUAUUCAAUUUCUCUUCUCAGUACUUUAUAAUAUCUUUCAGGUGACAAAAAAGGACUAUGUGACAAGCUACUAAAAGCAGGUCUAGAGAAGGAAGAAAAAAAUGCAAACCCCCAAAACAUAGUUUGGGGUUGUCUGAGCUUUGUUUCUAGGCUCCGCCUGCUUAGAACCCUAGGAUACCCUAAUAGCUAACUCUACCCAGGAGCUGACAUUUGUGUCCAAUCCUAGCAAUAUCCUGAAUUAUAGCACCCUCCCCCGAUCUUCCCCAGUGUGCUAACCUGUCCAACUCUGGAACCUGGCCUGCUGGACAGCUCCUCAUUCUCCUCCUCUGAAGGCUAUGCCCUACUCCCAGUGGACAACCCGGAACCACCUGACUUCCCCUUAACAUAGAACAUGACCACUCCCUGCAAAAGUCUCCUGACUCUUCCAUCUGCCACUCUGGCACCCUGAUAGCAGCAGCCUCUUCAAUCUAAAAGUUCUAUUUGGGGAAUUCCUGUUGUGGCGC
This is a messenger RNA of Sus scrofa (pig), 14559 nucleotides long. The record is from RefSeq and is a predicted model, not a curated record. NCBI's taxonomy places the organism in Eukaryota, Metazoa, Chordata, Mammalia, Artiodactyla, Suidae.